UUAGACAUUAUUGGUCAGCUAUAAACAAUUUCGACAUCAUCAUUUAGUGAAUCAGUUUUUUCCUGAAUAAAUUAAAACGUAUUUAAAUCAUAUAAGCCAUAUUAUUUGUUGUAAUACCGUAUUAUUUAUUAUAUGUUGGCUCCUUUAGUUAAAGAUUUCCAUAAUACUCUCUUAUUUGUGUCGUACAUAGUAAUUUUUACUUACCAGAUCUUUGUGUUUUUAAUUCAUUGUCAAUUUAAAUUUCUUGGUCGAUUGAUGUUUACUUAAUAUAGUGUUUAAAGUGAACAGUUUAAAUUUACAAAAUAAUGUCCACCGAAAUACCUGAAUGUCCGCCGAGCUUGAAAUCAAUUCAACACUAUUUAAAGACUGCAGCUGAACAUGAUACGAGAGAUCCAGUUGUUGCAUAUUGGUGCAGACUACAUGCCUUACAAGUUGGCCUAAAAUUAACUUCUAAAAAGACUCCAGAGGAGACUAAAGUUCUAAUGGCACUUAUGGAUUGGUUAGAAGAAGCUAAGAAAACAAACAAGGAUAAUGAAGCUAUUAGUAAUGAAGUAGCAGCUCAAGCUCAUCUUGAGAACUAUGCUCUGAAAUUAUUUAUGUAUGCUGACAAACAAGACAGGGAGCAAAACUAUGGCAAAAAUGUUGUGAAAGCUUUCUAUACAGCUGGAAUGAUAUAUGAUGUUCUUACCACAUUUGGAGAGCUAACAGAUGAAGCAACACAGAACAGGAAGUACGCUAAAUGGAAGGCUGCUUACAUUCACAAUUGCCUAAAGAACGGAGAAACUCCUGUUCCAGGUCCAAUGCAGUCUGAAGAUAGCGAACAAAAUGAGGAUGGCUCAGCAAAUAACAGCCAAGACACUGCAACAACUCCUCAAGUGCCUGGUUUUCUUCCUGUAACACCAGCAACUUUACCUAAUGUACCAUCCAACUUCAAUAACAGUUUACCUGAUCCUAAUGCAGCAAUGAGGGCUGCUUCACAACUACCACCUGUUCCAUAUACUCCAGAUCCUAAUCCAGGUGGGUUUGUGCCUUAUGAUCCAUCUCAACAGCCACAACCAGCUCAACCUACACCAUUAUAUGGUGACAACACUACCUCUGUAGCUCAGUUGACACCAGAUCAAAUAGCUAAAGCACAAAAGUAUUGCAAGUGGGCAGGCAGUGCCCUCAAUUAUGACGAUGUAAAAACGGCAAUCACAAACCUAAGGAAUGCCUUGGAGUUGUUGCAAACUGGCCAUGACCCUGCUUAAUUAUUGACUGUCAGAGAUUUUACAUAGUAUAUGGUUUUCAUUUAUGUAAUCAUUUAAAAUAGGAUGAUUAUAGCUAUAUAUUUAUGCUAUUUUAAUAUAUUUUUUUUAAUUUAUGAACUAAAUUAUGAUAUAUCAUUGUUUCCAAAGUAAUAACAGUAUGAUGUAAUUUUAUUAUAGACAUGUUGAGUCUAACAGGAUGGAAGAUGAUCAUAUUCAAUCAUAAUAUAAUAUAUAUGACACAGAUAAAUAUUUAAAUUAACAAUCAAAAUAUUUUAGAUGACAAUAUGUCACUAGUUUAGAUAGUAACAUCACAUUAGUUAUAACUUUAUGAUAUAAGGACAUUGAACCUCGUGAUAAAAUUAUAAUUUAUAAAUUAUUUUCAUAAUAUAGUAAUAAAUUGAUUAAUCCUUCUGUCAGUUGCUUGGGCUGUAUAUGAAUAAGAAUUAUAAUUUUAACAAAAAUAAUGUAUAUGUACAAAUUUGUUCGCAUUACCAAUAAAAUUUAUUCACAAUAUUUAUGUGACUGUGACUAUGCUAACCAUUAAGCUAAAUCGAUAUUAGACUUUCGAAAGAUUUCCCUUGCAUGUACUUGUAAUUGAAUAUGACUGAGAGUCAGCCCUAUGACUCAUUCAACAAAUGAUAUACAAAAAGUUCAAAGUAGUUAAAUUAGCAGCUUUACUUAAAUGUCAAUGAUUUGGAAUGGCAAACAACAAUAGAGUAGUAAUUACAUAAAUUAUACUAAGGUGCUAGUUCGUUAAAUAAUAUCCAGGGGGCACCCUUCUCAUUCGUUUCUUCAUACGUUUUAUGUUUAUUGACCAUUUCUAAAGAUUAAACUGUUAUAUUUUUAUACCAUGUUUUCAAUAUAAAAUCCGACAAUUCAAACCAAAAUCUACUUAAAAAAGAGUGGUAUAGAAGUAUCCUUGCAAAUGAAUUUGCAUGAAUAAAUUUUAUCUUCCUAUGCUAAUAUUUGUAGUCAUGUAUUGAAUUGAUCGUUCUUUUGUGUUCUAUAAUAUAUUAUAUUUACAGCUUGAUAAAGUAAAUUACUGUUGCAAUAAAACAAUGAAUAAUA
Galleria mellonella (greater wax moth) is the source of this 2315-nucleotide messenger RNA. It is a transcript of the gene Vta1, whose product is annotated as vacuolar protein sorting-associated protein VTA1 homolog. Gene Ontology annotation, biological process: late endosome to vacuole transport via multivesicular body sorting pathway. The coding region runs from base 306 to 1247 and encodes 313 amino acids. Gene Ontology annotation, cellular component: multivesicular body. The transcript is spliced from 4 exons. NCBI's taxonomy places the organism in Eukaryota, Metazoa, Arthropoda, Insecta, Lepidoptera, Pyralidae. The record is from RefSeq and is a predicted model, not a curated record.